Messenger RNA from Babesia sp. Xinjiang, 1161 nucleotides. Its product is annotated as U5 small nuclear ribonucleoprotein 40 kDa protein. The record is from RefSeq and is a predicted model, not a curated record. The transcript is spliced from 2 exons. Gene Ontology annotation, molecular function: protein binding. NCBI's taxonomy places the organism in Eukaryota, Apicomplexa, Aconoidasida, Piroplasmida, Babesiidae. Bases 1 to 1161 code for a protein of 386 amino acids.
AUGGCGGACAAGAACCUCCACGAGAUCGCUGAGAAGGAUGCAGUCAAUGACGACGUUUACUACCUCAAGGAGGAUUGUGUCGUAGACGAGGAAGAAGAUGACACUAACGACAAAGAUUUGGACACCGAUUACGUGUGUUGGAAUAAGGAAUUUGGCUCCGAACUGCUGUCUUUAUCUGUUCAUCCGACUUUCCCAGAAAUUGCGCACGUAGCAGUAGGCUCAAGGGAUGACAAGUGCUUAGUUGUAGACUUCAAGUCUAUCAAUGGUGGGUCGGAUUCUCGUGAAACAACGCUAGGACCCUUUUCGGAAACCGUGAGCUCAUGUGCGUACUCUCCGGAUGGCUCUUACCUGGCUCUCGGCUGUAUGGAUGGGUUGUUUUUGAUUUACAACGUUAGAGGGGAAGAUUACACUCAAAUGUGUACGGUGAACGGGCCUACUGAUGGGAUCGAGUGGAUUUCGUGGCUUUCGGACAACAGCGCUGUAAUGUUUGGAGGCUCAGGGCACACAGUUUUCAUUUGGGAUGCCAAGUCGGAGACAACGGCGUGCGUGUCUACAAAGGACAACAAUUCUUGUGGCAAAUUUUGUACUUACAACGGCAGCUCAUUUGCAGUCUUGGGUGGUGACGAUGGGCAUCUUAGCAUAGCUCGAUACACGGACGGCAGCGUUGGUAACGUGACCGACGUGCUUCUCCACGGAGAAGUAGUGACUUGCCUAGACUGUCACGACACAGUGCAGCUUGCCAUGGCUGGGUUAUACGAUGGUGGAUUGUAUUUCGUCGAACUAUCGAAGAAUACAGUAACUGCGUCAUUCUUGGAGGACCACACGGACACUGUGGAGUCGGUGAAGUUUUGUUCUGGGGGAUCAUUAGUGAUGGCCGUGAGCAUAGGUCAUGAUGGGCGAGUAAUAACCUGGGACUGUGAGCGUAUGGCAAAGCUUCACGUCGUUAUGUUAUCAGAAAGGCUGACACGCGUGGUUUGGGUGCCUUCAACGCCGGUGGUCGCAGUUAGCAGCUUACGUGGUAAGCUCUACGCAAUAAAAAAUGGCAAAGUGUUGAGCGAAACUAGACCGCACAAGUCAACAGUACUGGAUAUUGUGACUCUUCCAUGUGACGAUGAAUUUGCUCUACUGUCAGUUUCCGAGGAUGGAGCAAUGAUCAUGUAG